This is a messenger RNA of Orbicella faveolata, 2487 nucleotides long. RefSeq lists its product as uncharacterized. The record is from RefSeq and is a predicted model, not a curated record. NCBI's taxonomy places the organism in Eukaryota, Metazoa, Cnidaria, Anthozoa, Scleractinia, Merulinidae.
AUGAUGCACAAGUUUUUAUUUAUCUUUACCUCUGUAAAAGAUUACACUUGUCCGGAUUUACAAGCACCUUUGAAUGGAGCCAAGGCAUGUGAGACGUGGCUAAAGGGCAUGUUUUGCACCGUGCACUGCAAUGAAGGUUUCGGGUUCGUUGUUCAACCAGAAGCACUGUAUGUGUGUAGUCCUAAGGGAAUCUGGAUAAAUGCAGGGAAAGAAACGCCCAGUCUUCCCGACUGCUCAAAAACUCACAUGCCCAAGGAAGCCGUGGUAAAUGGAGAUGUACAUUAUCUAGCUGACAAGUGCGGCGGGGAGAGCGUGAACGAAGUCAUCGCCGGCAAUUUUAUAAACCUUUUCAGAAACUCGCCAUUUGGUAUGGCUGGAGGCUGCAACGGGAAAUGCACGAUCGACAACGUGGGGGUUGAAUGCGGAAACCAAACUGAAGCACGUAGGAGAAGAGACGCACCUGAUGGCAAGCAAGCUUCUAAAAUUUCUCUUACCGUGCAUUUUUCUUUAAAAGUACCGUUACCAAGCAACGCCUCUUUAUUUGACCUCAACCAGACCAGUCAACAAAUAUCAAAUAACCUGCUCGAGGCAUUGAACGAAACAGACCUGACAUUGAACAUCAACGGAGUCAUUAUAGUAUAUGAUUCAUCAAAGCCGCCAGUGUUUCGGCUUACCAGUCUUGUUUGUAGUGAAGGACAAGUCCAAAGAGGGCCAAGAUGUGUAAACUGUCCACUUGGAUAUUUCUUUAACACUUCUGGCUGCCAGGCAUGCGCAGUGGAUGAAUACCAAGAUCAAGAGGCCCAGACGUCAUGUUUAUCCUGUCCAUCCGGGACAACAACCUUCGGACAGACAGCAUCAAAGUCGCGCAAAAAUUGUCAAGAAAUUCCCAGCCCCUCCAGCACUGAGAAGCAAGGUUUCUCCAAGCCAAUUCUAUAUACAAUCAUUGGCGGAAUAGGAGCCGGCAUAUUUAUUGGGUUGAUUGGUAUCACCAUCUUUUGUGCGAAGAAACACUGUGUUGCUGGCAAAACAAUGUCACGAAAAGAAAGACGUACUUACCCGUACCCAGUGGAUGACGAUAUGGGACGCAGCAACCCAACAUAUGUUGGUAGUGAAACUACUCAAACGAAGGAUCCAUUUCCUGUAGAAAUGUGUGAAUUAUAGAAGCGCGGUCUUUGUUUCGACAAUGUGAAUUACCUUUCGCAAGAUGAUGCACAAGGCGCACCUAAUAAUGAUUUCAGAAGACUUAAUUUCAACCAGUCAGAGGUGUAGACUGCAUAAAAGGCUGUUUUUCUACUCUUUGCCUCUAACAUCUUGGCUGAUAUAUAUCAGGACAAGUACGUAUACAAUUAUAGGCGAUAACACCAGUUGCAUAUAUGUGUGGAAUUAUGAAAACCGAGUCAAUUUCAACAUAACGAUCCUGCCUCUUUUUCAAGAAACUAUACAGUCCUUUUCAAUCAAUCAAUCACAGGCAGUCUGUCACCACACACCCUACUUACCCACGUUGCUUGUGUGCGGUGCCUGGCUUCCGAUCCCUGAGCCUACACAGCACGCCGGGUAGUUGUCCUGCAAAGAAAAUGACCAGUUUUACUGACAACAAUGCUCCUCUCUAGUCGUCCCCCCCCCCCCCCCCUCCCCCCCUUUCCCCGCUAACUCUCGCUGGGCCUAGGCCAUUGGCCCUUGGUAUCAGUUGUUUGCCAGGAACCUGGGCUGUCUGCCCCAACCCUCCUUGACGGAACCCUACCUGGCUUUGCCCCAAUUUUUACACGUUUUCUAUAAAUCCAAACAUUAAAAAGCGGAGAUUUUAACUACUUGUUUUAGCAUUAAGGUUAAUGUUAAAAAACUAAUUGAUCUGUUUACUUUUUUGUGAACUUUUAUCGAUGCUCCUACUAGCGGCAUUACAGCAGCUUUUUGAAUUGGCUGUUUACAGUAAGGCGAAAUUAAAUGUCCACAUACUGGAAUCUGCCAUGUUUAACCUCCUAUAACAACUGUGUUAUUCUUAUUGAUCAGUUGCUUCAACAACAACAACAACAACAACAACUCUAUUUAGGUGAUACAUUUACUCAUUAUCCUAACGUACGUGCAUGUCUUGACUCAAUCAAGACGAUCAAUUAAAAAAAAAGCUAAGAAUUCACACCACCUCUCAAAGAAUGAUAGCGUCAUUAAACAGGACGGAGGAUCGAGACAGUCACUCGAAUUUUAGCUUAGUUUGAUUGUUUGCUUCUUUGUUUGCUCGCUUGUGUUCUUUAAACCAUCUCGAUUGUUAGACCCAUUUCAUGAAACGCUUUCUCUAAACUGACAAGAACUCUUAACAGUGGGCACUCUUACUUAAGUUAUUUGGCAUUGUGUAUCUUAAAACUCUUAAUCCUUGAUCUAGUUCAAAGGUAUAAGCCAAUAGAACUGAGUUCAAUAGGAGUAGGGAUUUAAAACUUAUGUUCUCCUGUACGUUGUUACUUUGAAUACCAAUAAAGAAAUUUUAUAACGAACCUU